Messenger RNA from Tachysurus vachellii, 1719 nucleotides. RefSeq names its product zinc finger protein 678-like. The record is from RefSeq and is a predicted model, not a curated record. NCBI's taxonomy places the organism in Eukaryota, Metazoa, Chordata, Actinopteri, Siluriformes, Bagridae. The transcript is spliced from 2 exons. Gene Ontology annotation, biological process: regulation of transcription by RNA polymerase II. Gene Ontology annotation, molecular function: DNA-binding transcription factor activity; RNA polymerase II cis-regulatory region sequence-specific DNA binding. The coding region runs from base 177 to 1274 and encodes 365 amino acids.
GUGAGAUUCAAUAUGGCGGCGCCCUGCUGGUGAAACUCUUUCCUGCUUCUUAAAACUGUGCUUAUUUACAACAAACAAACAAACAAACAAAAAUAUCGCCGAAUUUCUUGUGGAGUGGAGAAACCCGGACAUUAUCGUGACUGUUCGUUUGCAUACUAUAUAAUCUAUACUAUAUAAUGGCGGACGAUUGCAAAUCCCAAGAAACAGCUAAACCCGAGAAACAGGAACAGGACGACUCUACAGACACGAGCUCAGUCCAGAGUUACUACUGCUCGCUGUGUGGAAAAGGUUUUUCUAGAAAGGGUCAUCUUAAACAACACCACCUAAUCCAUACAGGAGAAAAACCACAUCAGUGUUCAGAGUGCGGGAAGACAUUUAUCCAAAAAAGCAAUCUUAAAAAGCACCAGCGUGUUCACACCGGAGAGAAGCCUUACGAAUGCUCACAGUGCGGGAAGAGUUUUACACGACAGAGUCCUUUUAAAAACCAUCAGCGCAGUCACACCGGAGAGAAGCCGUAUCACUGCUCACCGUGCGGGAAGAGUUUUACGCUGCAGAGUUCGUUUAAAAGGCACCAACUCAUCCACAACGGAGAGAAGCCGUAUUACUGCACGCAGUGCGGGAAGAGUUUUACACGAUACAGUAAUUUAAAAAGCCACCACCGCGUUCACACCGGGGAGCAGCUGUUUUGUUGCUUGCAGUGCGGGAAGAGUUUUCGAGAGUUGUCUACUUUAAAAAACCACCAGCUCAUUCACACAGGAGAGAGGCCACAUUACUGCUCGCAGUGCGGGAUGAGUUUCCGAGAGCUGAGUCAUUUAAGAACGCACGAGCGCAUUCACACGAGAGAGACGCCGCACUACUGCUCGCAGUGCGGGAUGAGUUUCAGAGAACUGAGUCAUUUAAAAACACAUCAGCGCAUUCACAAAGGAGACAAGCCGCAUUACUGCUCGCAGUGCGGGAUGAGUUUCAGGGAGCUGAGUCAUUUGAAAACGCACCAGCGCAUCCACACCGGCGGGAAGCCAUUUUACUGCUCGCAGUGCGGGAUGAGUUUCAGGGAGCUCAGUCAUUUGAAAACGCACCAGCGCAUCCACACUAAAGAGAAGCCGCAUUACUGCUCGCAGUGCGGGAUGAGUUUCAGAGAGUUGAGUCAUUUGAAAACGCACCAGCGCAUUCACACAGGAGAGAGGCCAUAUCGCUGCUCACAAUGCGGAAAGAGUUUUAAACAACACGGCUCUUUUAAAGCACACCAGCGCAUUCACACAGGAGAGAAGCAGUAACACUUUGGCUCAGUGUGGGAUGAGUUUUAAACAACCUCAAUACUGCACACGUGGUUUUUUUGCUGAAUAGGAAAUGACACUCUGAAUGUGGAUGAUUAAAGAGAGCUGGCACAGUCAGAAGACUAACACCGUAAAAGUAUAAUAAUAAUUUAUAUGUGAACAAAUUCUAUCAUUUAAAUAGUCACUAUUUUCUAUGAGGCACUUGUCGAUGUCACUUUUGUGGAUAUAAAACGUGGUAUGUGGUGUAUAGCGCAUCACUAUUUAACUGCUCACUUACAACUUGUAAUAAAUAACGAGUUAUAGGAUAUAAUUGAACAAAUCUAAUUCUGUUAGCUACAGUAGUUAUUUUUGUUCAUACUGCUUAGAAUAACGUAUGCAAUAAUCGCAAGUUACACAAAAUGUUUCUGUAAUAAAAUAACGUUUGGACGCUUGCACUGUACAAUAA